AACGCUCUAUAUAAACUUAUGAACUUUAUAUGUCCCUAGACAACUUGGUAAUGAGUUUCGAAGAACAGAUAAUAAAAAAGUUUUUACUAUACUAUCAUUAUCUGACAUGUAGCCGUAUUAAUAAAUGAUGUCAUCCAUCUCAAGUAAAUAACAAUGUCUUAGCAUAUUAGUUAUUGAUUUACAAUCAUGCGGGCAUUCCCUUUUUCUGAGUAACGGUUUGGCGUCGGGGAAAGAACCUAUGUUUCCUCAAAGGCACGUAUAAAUACUCAUACAUCCCAGACGUUGUUUAUAUUGAGUAGAGACUUCAACCAGUAACAAAGAUGUUGCGAGGAACAAGUAUAUUGUUGGGCUGCGUGCUCUUAGUCUUUAUUGCGGAGAGUUCGAGUCAAAGGAUUACGCCUGCUGUUUAUAGAAGACCGCUACCACCUCCAUCGCCUCCGAAAACAAUUAGAGCGAGAAGAGAUAUCAAUGAGGAGCCGUUGUGGCUGUACAAAGGGGAUGAUAUAAACAGAGCACCAGCGACCGGUGACCAUCCAUAUUUGCCGCCCUACAUAGAUGAUAUCAAACUGGACCCUAAUACACGAUACACUCGUAGUGUGGACUCUCCUAGUGCAAAGCGUGGAGGCGGUAGCCAUUCAACAUCUAGUAGCAGCAGAAACACUGGACCAAACCACCCUGGAUAUAAUCGUCGCAACGCACGGUCUAUACAUACACCAUCACCUUUCACUGUCCCAUCACCAACUUUCCCAAGGCCCACUAACCCAUUCCCACGGCCGGAGCUCCCUGGUCCCAGACCUAUCUUUCCUGUAUAUGCAAGACACGCACGUGAUGUACAACUAAGUGGACCGCUGCAGAAGCCUACUCAUUACGACAUUACAUUCACUGGUUUUAACCCCAAUGCCCGGGUGCAGCCUUGGCAAAAGGUCAAAGUGAGAACUGGUCGUGACAUACACGAGGACAUCGACGAAGAUGAAAUCGAGGAGUUCGCUUUUGAAAGUACAGACGUAUAGGUUUUUUUUAUGCACUUAAUUUGUAAAUAUUACCUUGUUGAUUUUACCAUAUUCUGUCAAUGAUUAAUUAAAAUAUUAUUUAUAACGCUUAAUUUUUUUUUAUUCGGUUCAACUAAUACAAUUCUGUAACUUGUUAAAUAUUUUUUUUUUUAAUUUACUGGCAGAUGUUAAUUUUUAGAAGCUAUGUUUUCACUUUAUGUGUUCUUUCAUGACAUAAUGUACCAAAAGACGAAUGAU
Molecule: messenger RNA, 1247 nt
Organism: Diatraea saccharalis (sugarcane borer)
Lineage: Eukaryota; Metazoa; Arthropoda; Insecta; Lepidoptera; Crambidae
Source: the annotation of a GenBank genome assembly